UGAAAAGAUGUUGAAGCAUGGCAUUUGACAUGUCAAAGAAACGAACGCCUACAAACAUGGAUAAGAAGACAUUCAAGUCUGAUCAGUCUCGUAAUGAUGAUAAAAGGCAUGGGAAGGAGGAACAGGCUGAUCCGACUGUCAUCACUGAACUCCGUUCAAAACUUAACAAGGCUAACAGUGAAAACCUUGAACUAGUGGCAAGACACAAUGCAGAGCUGUCAACUUAUGAAAGCCAGUUCACCCGACUCCGUUCUGAAGUUGAGAAAGGUGAAGCCAUUCGUCAAAGCUUGGAGUACGAACUGGCAGUGGCAAGGAAGCAGUGCAGCACCGAGAGACUGGCACUAAAUGAAGAACGAGCAAGUUCUCUCCGAACUCAGGAACAAUUUAAAGCACAGAUUGAAGAGCUUCAAAAAAAGAUGUUCAAGGUGGAGCACGCUUUUCAAACAGCUCAGUAUAACUGGCAAGAUGCACAGAAAAGGUUUGAGAGUGAUCUACAGCAUCGAGACGGUGUUAUUGAGAAUUACAAGAAGGCGGAAGAGCGCAUCAUGUCUGAAAAGAACAAAUUGGAAGGGAUUCUUCAGAAACAAAACAAGACCAUACAAGACCUGCAACAGAAUUUGCAAAAAGUGGCAACAGAGCAUAGUAGCCAGACGGAUACUUUACGGCUACAAAAAAAUGAGCUGGGAUAUAGUCGUGAAAGAGAGGAGAGGCUGAAGAUGGAGCUUGAGGAAGCAACACAGAGAAUAAAGAGGUUGGAGGAAAGUAUUGAAGCAGAAAGAGCAACACACCUGGAAUCAAAGUUCAACUCUGAAAUCAUUCAGCUGCGAAUUAGAGAUCUGGAAACAUCACUGCAAGUAGAAAAGGCCACCCAGUCACAAACGGCCUCUGAUUUAGAGAUGAUGAAAAAGCAGUUCAUAGAAGUGGAAGUUGCUUAUAACAGAGAAAGGAGCAGGGCUGAGGAAAAUUCUGACAAACUCAAGAAGACUGAGGAAAAUUACUCUUGUGUACUGAAUAAACUGAAUGAAGAAAUUGAGCACAAAAACAACCUGAUUACGGACCUCACAGAGAAACUGAAGACUGGUGAAGAACGCUUUGUGUUAAUGGAACAAGAACUUGCUUUGACAAAGAAACAGCAGUUCGCUGUAGAAGAGGACUAUAGAAGCUUCGCGAGAGAGCUUCAGUCACUUGUGGACACCUUUAAUGUGUCAACUCAGUGCCCAUCAGGGAGCUACAAAGACCAAAGUACACAUACAGCUUCUGCUGUCGUCCUCGAGGCUCUAAAACGUACCUUGACAGAUUAUAGGAGCUGCCUGGCAGAUGCGUCCGAUGAGAUUGAAGUAACAAAGCGUGCUUGUGAGAAGAUGAACGAAGAAUUGGAGUCUUCCAAACAGACCAUACAGUCACUGUGUAAAAGCCUUGAGGGAGCUCGAUCUGACCAGCUGAGUACUGCAAAGGAGCUACAGCAUUUACGCUCAAGAUGUACCCACGCUGAAUCUGAAAUCAGCAGAUAUCAAAUGGACUUGGAGAAAUUGCAACAAGGCUGGGACACAGAGAAGCGUAGGGUCUCUGAGAUGGCGAGUGAGAUUCAGAAACUUACUAGGAUAUACCUAGAGGAUGCAGAGGAAAAGUUAACAUUUCUCCAUGGCUUAUACCAACGUUUGAUAGCAGGCUGUGUGGUUAUAAGGCAUCCAGGGAGCAUGAUGGCUAAUUUCUCUUGGUCAGAGCUUUGCACCGUCUUGCAAGAGAAUGUCGAUGCUCUAAUCUCUGACCAUAACCAAGCUAAUGAAAAGGUGACGCAUCUGGAGCGUGUUUGCAAAAACAAGGCUGAAGUUAUGGAAAACCUACAGCAGAGCCAUCAAGACUCUCUUAAUAAACUGGCUGAACAGAUGAAAGCAAAAGAAGAGGAAUGGCAGAAACAGAGGAUUGACUUGGAACAGCGUUACUCUGCUCUUAUUAGGGACCUUCAAGCCAGGGCACAGAAAUUUCAGAGUGUAGCCGAAAAAGCAAAACACAAAAUAGCCAUUUUUGAAAAAACAAAGAAUCAGAUGGCUCUUGAAAAUGUGAACAUAAAAAAUGUACUCAUAAACAGCGAAAAGGACCUCAAGUCUCUUCUAGCAGCCUGUGCUCUUAUGGCUGGUGCGUUAUACCCUUUGUACACCAGGACUUGUUCUUUGGCUGCUCAAAGGGAUUUUUUGCAAACUCAGGUAAAUGGUUCUCUAGAAGUUCAGAAUGAAAUUCGAGUGCUGGUGCAGGCUUUGUCUGCCACAGAAGAAAAUACCCUGACAAAACCCUCCAGAAAUAUGAAGAAUGUGUUUCGGAAGUGUGUCGUUGCUGUGUUGGCAGCUAACAGGCUUCAGUGUCUUGGCCGAUCCAGUAGGUCAUUAUUCACUUGGAUGGAUGGUUUCAUGGAAGGUCCUGGAAUCCUCAUUUCCAUUGGUGGAGCUCUUGAGAAGAGCACAAUAUCAGGUCAGAAAUAUGAGCAGAUCAUAGCUCAAAAAGCAUUGAAGUGGUUCAGCAGCUCAGAUCUACUCAACAUUGUAGUUUAUUCAAUGUCCGAGUUGCUUGGAGUUUUACAUAAAUCAGAUGCUAGCUCGCAAUCACAGGACCACCUUGUAAAGUCUGCCAGGAACUCUUUUUCGAAGCUCAUGAAAAAGCUAAGCAUUGAGAUGGGGAAGGUACCUGAGAGUCCGGAGAGAUGUCCAGCUAACGUAGACCCCGAUUCUUUAGUCCGAAGACUGUCGCAUGGGCUUUGCGAGGUCAAAUCCCAGACGGCAAGUCCGGGCCUGGCCAGCGAAAGGCCCGUCAAGAAAUGCUUAAGCUGUUUAAAGGAGCGGAUAUUUGAAUUGACGCAGCGGCUGCACACUGGAGAAGUUGAGAGACGAUCGCUACGCAUGGAGCUCUCCGAUUUUAAGCAGAGUCUUAAUGAACUCCGAAAAAGUUUGAACGCCACAGAAAGACAAGAGGAGCAACUUCAACAAGUUAAACAAUCUAAAGUGGUUCCUUACGCAAAGUUUAAAGUGGCGUGUGAAGAGCUGAAUAAUGCACUGAUACGAGAGCAGCAAGCACAAAUCCUCCUGAGUGAACAGUCUCAACAGCUGUCGGAGCUAAAUCACAGAUUGCAACUGCACUCGAGAGAAGAAGCAGAGAAGGAUCAAACUUUAGCAGACGCUGUUAAGAGUCUCUCCGAGGCUAAGAUGGAGCUGAGAAGAAAAGAUCAAUCUUUGCAUCAGCUGAACAGACAGGUUUCCCGGCUGGAGCAGGACAGGCGUCUGCUGAAAGAGAACAUCCACAAUGUAGAAAGUGCCCUGCGCACGGCAGCAAAGUGAGCACCGGGACCACGGAGAGAUGACUUAAAACAAACAAGAUCAAUUUGUACUUUCAUGCUGAGGGUUAAUGCUCAAGUUAGCAAAACCUAAAAA
Molecule: messenger RNA, 3419 nt
Organism: Spea bombifrons (plains spadefoot toad)
Lineage: Eukaryota; Metazoa; Chordata; Amphibia; Anura; Pelobatidae
Gene: CCDC171
Product: coiled-coil domain containing 171
Exons: 20
Coding region: 18-3326 (1102 amino acids)
Source: RefSeq, a predicted model, not a curated record